CGGACGUGCGAUCAAUUCUUUCUGACCAACUGCCCGUUUACAGUUCCACCGAAAAUGGUUAAUUCGUACACUCGAUGAGGCCAUCCACGGGUGCAACACAAACGUUUCAGUUUGGCAGACAAAUAUGACGGAACUUCGUCAGUGUUCGCGCGAGUUUAUGACGGAAUUUAUUAUGCUGUACGAGAGUUUGCCAUGUCUUUGGCGAUUUAAGUGCAAGGAAUACAGCGACCGUCACAUUAAAGCUAAAGCGUACGAUAUCUUAAAAGAAAAAUUUAAGGAAGUCGAUCCAACCUGCACCAGAGACACGUUGGUGAGAAAGAUAAAUAACAUACGGUCUGUGUACCGUAAAGAGGUAGCAAAAGUGGCAAAGGCAGCUGAAUCCGGAGAAGUGUACAGACCAACCUUGUGGUACUUUGAUCUGCUAAAUUUCCUACAAGAUAAUAACCAUCCCGAUGACGCUAAAAACGAGUCUGACCUCCUCGAAGAGGCUCCAGCCGAAGUACUGAUAAAAGAAGAAUGGCCAGAAAGUGAACACGCAGAUGCUUCUGGUACUCCGUUUUCCGAAGUAUCAAUGUCGCAGUCUUGUAGUUCCCGCAAUACUCCAAGGUCAACCUCUCACAAGCGAAGGAGAGUUUCAAUCGACGAUGAAACUACGGAAGUUAUGGAGCUGGUGGGAAGGAAACUUGAAUCAUUGCAGAACGAGGACGCUUUUCAGACAUUUGGAAAGCAUGUGGCACAUAAGUUAAGAGGCAUCAGUAGUGAGCAGAAUGCAAUCGCCCAGAAAUUAAUUUGCGACAUUCUUUUCGAAGCUGAAUGUGCCACACUGACCAGAAACUUUAAAGUCGUGGAUAUGACAAUGGUCAUGGAUGCAUGGAAAUCAUGGACAUGAAAUGGUUAAAUUUCUCGUGUGAAUUAGAAUAAUGGAAAUGAAAAAUAACUGAUGAAUGCA
Molecule: messenger RNA, 949 nt
Organism: Anopheles aquasalis
Lineage: Eukaryota; Metazoa; Arthropoda; Insecta; Diptera; Culicidae
Source: RefSeq, a predicted model, not a curated record